CGGGGGGGAGCCGGGAGCGCCGAAAGCAUGGCCGGCCCGGGCGCCAAGCGGCGCGCGGUGGCGGUCCCGGCGGCGGCGGAGGAAGAGAAGCAAGCGCGGGAGAAGAUGCUGGAGGCGCGGCGCGCGGACGGCGCGGACCUUGGGGCCGAAGGCGUGACCCUGCAGCGCAACAUCACACUGCUCAACGGUGUGGCCAUCAUUGUGGGCACCAUCAUCGGCUCGGGCAUCUUCGUUACACCCACGGGUGUGCUCAAGGAGGCGGGUUCGCCCGGGUUGGCCCUUGUGGUGUGGGCUGUGUGCGGUGUCUUCUCCAUCGUGGGCGCACUCUGCUACGCCGAGUUAGGCACCACCAUCUCCAAGUCGGGCGGCGACUACGCCUACAUGCUGGAGGUAUACGGCUCGCUGCCCGCCUUCCUCAAGCUCUGGAUCGAGCUGCUCAUCAUUCGGCCCUCCUCACAGUACAUCGUGGCGCUGGUCUUCGCCACGUACCUGCUUAAGCCGAUCUUUCCCACCUGUCCAGUGCCGGAGGAGGCAGCCAAGCUCGUGGCCUGCCUCUGCGUGCGUGGAAGAUGGGAUCAUACCUGCCAAAGUCUGCUCUCAGUGCUGCUCACAGCUGUGAACUGCUACAGCGUGAAGGCUGCUACCCGAGUACAGGAUGCCUUUGCUGCUGCCAAGCUGCUGGCCCUGGCCCUCAUCAUCCUGCUUGGCUUCAUCCAGAUGGGAAAGGGUGAUAUGUCCAACCUGCACCCUCAGUCAUCCUUUGAAGGCACAAAUUUGGAUGUGGGGAACAUUGUGUUGGCAUUGUACAGUGGCCUGUUUGCCUAUGGAGGAUGGAACUACCUGAAUUUUGUCACGGAGGAGAUGAUCAACCCCUACAGGAACCUGCCCCUGGCCAUCAUCAUUUCCCUGCCCAUUGUCACAUUGGUAUAUGUGCUGACGAAUCUGGCCUACUUCACGACCCUGUCUACCAACCAGAUGUUGAUGUCUGAGGCUGUGGCUGUGGAUUUUGGGAACUAUCACCUAGGAGUCAUGUCCUGGAUCAUUCCUGUCUUCGUGGGCUUGUCCUGCUUUGGCUCUGUCAAUGGUUCUUUGUUCACAUCCUCCAGGCUGUUCUUUGUGGGAUCCAGGGAGGGCCACCUGCCUUCUGUCCUCUCCAUGAUCCACCCACAGCUCCUGACACCUGUGCCAUCACUGGUGUUCACAUGUGUCAUGACCCUGAUGUACGCCUUCUCCAAUGACAUCUUCUCCAUCAUCAACUUCUUCAGUUUCUUCAAUUGGCUGUGUGUGGCCCUGGCUAUCAUUGGCAUGAUGUGGCUCCGCUUCAAGAAGCCUGAACUGGAGCGUCCCAUCAAGGUGAACCUGGCCCUCCCAGUGUUUUUCAUCCUGGCCUGCCUCUUCCUCAUUGCCGUGUCCUUCUGGAAGACACCCAAGGAGUGUGGCAUUGGAUUUGCCAUCAUCUUAAGUGGGCUACCUGUCUACUUCUUUGGCGUCUGGUGGCAGAACAAGCCCAAGUGGCUUCUGCAGGCCAUCUUCUCUGUGACGGUGCUGUGCCAGAAGCUUAUGCAGGUGGUUCCUCAGGAGACUUAGCUGCUAUCCUUAGUGCCACAGAGAGUGAGUGGCAUCUACUUCAAGACAACUGACCUUUGGAAGAGCAGCAUCCAGGCCUGUCAUCCCCCACAGCGCCAGUGAGCACCAACUGUCCAGCAUCAUCCACUGUUCCUCCAAUGGUCAGGUGUCCACAGUGGCUGUGAAAGAACUCUGGUACGAAUUUGGUCCCAGAAGGCGACCAUCUUUUCAUGGCACUCCGUGUUAGCACAUGCUGUGAGCUGAGGCCUGGUCUUUCUGACUUUCAGGGGACUGCCACAUCUGGCCUUUCUCCCCUCUCUGAUUUUUGUUUGGUUUUGUUUUUGUAGCUUGCAUUUGGGUCAAGUUUACACUACCAAGAUGAUUAUUUUUUAACAAAACAGGGUAGCAAGGAGCAGGAGCUCCGUAGCCAGAGCAGCCCAGCUGGAAAUGUGACGCUGCUGGCCACAGCUCUUCACCCAAGGCUGUUGUUCAGUAGCACAGUGUGCCUCAAGGGGACCACAUCACUGUCACCAGGUCAAAAGAACUACUGAGACUCAGAUGUUAUCUGUUCUACUGUGAACUUGGACUGACAGAUGGAUGACGCAUAUUCUAGCUUGGGCUGUUUUGUUUUUCUGGGAUCCUAGAGAUGGAACCCCAGCCUCAUUCAUAUGAGGCAAGUGCUCUACUGCUGAGUUAUAUAAGUGUAGAGCUUAGGUCUCAUUGUCUUGAAGGCCUGGUGAUUCCUCUUCCCUUGGCCAUACGUGAAAGAGAGCUCUGCAGCCAUAAUCCUAAUAGCAGCUGGCUGCCAUAGCUAGAAGCCCAUGGGAAGAGCUUGCCACCAGCUGUCAACUACAGGGCCAUGAUCUCUUGUGCACUCAGGCAGGCUCUGCAUCAUUCAAGGGGCUGUGCUCUGGUUCUUGCAGGCACAGUCUCCCCGCUACCCCAGCUCUCUUAGAAAUGGACCAGGAAGGAGGUCACAGUGACCAGUACCAUGGAUCUCCCACCCACACAUCUCUGUUCACCUCCAUAGUUCCUGAGACUGUCAUCACCAUCCCCUCUUUAUCCCAUGUAGCCAUUGUCCAGAACAAGCACCCCUCCCUAUUCUCUGCCACCUGUGUGGCAAGACCACUCCAGCUUCCUGAGUACGAAAGCUGCUGGCUGCAUGCUGCUAUCCCUCCUAUGUGGACCAUCCUCAGGUUUCCUGUUCUGUUCUGGGGGAGACAGUUGAGGUCCAGCCAGCGCAUCUCACCAAGCCGCUGAUCUGCUUGGAGUGACAUCAGGAUAUAGACUCCCUUGCUGACUCCAGCCAUUGUGGCCUGCCUGAAGCAGGGCAGUGACUAGAGUAACUGUGCAGCCCUUGCAUGGUGGUAACCUUACUACUGCCCCCCACCUCCCUCUAUGUUUCUGGGGUCCCCUUUCACUGGGGUGAGGAGGGAGAGGCCAGAGUGCUUCCUGAAGGCUCUCCCAGAGAUCUGAACUGAGGUCCCUGUCCUGGAAAUCAGGUCAGGAACCCAGUCCUAGCCUGGGUCCAAAGAGCAGGGACUCUUGGGCCAUGUUCAUGGUGCUGACCAAGGCCCUCUGAGAAGGCCCUGCUCAUUCCUGUUUCUGAUGUCCUGGGGUCUCCCACCUGUAGGUUUUUGUUUUCUUAAAGCAAGCCCUGAUCACACAAUCAUUUUGUUCAGUGCUUUGCAUUUUGGUUUUGUCCUAACAUGCCACUGACCUAAAGAACGCCUGUGUCUGGCUUAUUUCAGAGGUCAGUGUCUAAGUGGUGUGUAAAGGCUGUGUUCCUACCACAUUGGGUCCAUCUACUGUGCCAUCUGAGUUGGUGAUGUGGUUGUAACAUCUUCACUGUUGUAUUAAUGGCUAACCUGUUACACUGGGCUGGGGGGUUGGUGGGGUUUGGCUGUUUUAUGGGACUUUUUGUUUGUUUGUUUUUUUAAAAAAAAAGCUAUUGGAAUUCUAA
Molecule: messenger RNA, 3529 nt
Organism: Cricetulus griseus (Chinese hamster)
Lineage: Eukaryota; Metazoa; Chordata; Mammalia; Rodentia; Cricetidae
Source: RefSeq, a predicted model, not a curated record